Messenger RNA from Thrips palmi, 2268 nucleotides. Its product is annotated as glucose dehydrogenase [FAD, quinone]-like. Bases 162 to 2018 code for a protein of 618 amino acids. Gene Ontology annotation, molecular function: oxidoreductase activity, acting on CH-OH group of donors; flavin adenine dinucleotide binding. The record is from RefSeq and is a predicted model, not a curated record. The transcript has 10 exons. Lineage: Eukaryota; Metazoa; Arthropoda; Insecta; Thysanoptera; Thripidae.
GCGUUACCUCAGCGCAAUCUUUGGUAAGCCAUGGCGUGCUAUUUGAGCCGCGAUCCACGCUAUGGCGCGCCACUUUCGCGCAGCGCCUUCUCGACGGAAGAUCUGUGGGCUGUGCUGAAAGUCACAGCGAUCAGCUGUUGUCAGCGUCUUCUCAGCAGACGAUGCAGCUCACCGGUUCCGUCACCCACCCCGCGGUGCCGUACCCGGCGGCAUGCGUGGGCACGCCCCUGGUGACGUUCCUCACGCUGCUGGUGAACGUGACGAACCAGCGCCUGGAGAAGGAGUUCCGGCAGCGGCAGCGACAAGCCGAGCAGCUCACAGUCACGGGCGACGAGGAGUACGACUUCGUGUUGGUCGGCGGCGGCUCCUCGGGCUGCGUCCUGGCGGAGCGUCUGUCCCAGAACCCCGACGUCAAGGUGCUGCUGCUGGAGCGCGGUGGCACGGAGCCCUUCGCUUCCAGAGUGCCCGCCUUCAUGACCGCCAACAUCAGAGCGAACAUCGCGGAGUACAUCACGGGAGUGCCGGAAGCCGCGAACUGCAACGGGACGGGCUGUCAGCUCACAGUGCCGCAGGUGCUCGGUGGCGGCAGCACCAUCAACGCCGUCAUGUACGUGCGUGGAAGCUCAGUGGACUAUGACGAUUGGGCCACCAUGGUAGGGGACCCAAGCUGGAACUACGAGAACGUGCUGCCGUACUUCAAGAGAGCCGAGAAAAACAUGGACGCGAGCAUCGCCGCAGAUACAAAGUACCACUCAACCAGCGGCCACCUGCGCGUGUCCUGGCAGCCGUACCGACACCCGGUCAUCCCGCUGCUGGCCGAGGCCAUGGAAGCCGCCGGUGAGCCGUUCCGGUUGGAUAUCAACGCGGAGGGGCAGUUGGGCUACUCCUUGAUCCAGACCACCACCUCGGGCGGCGAACGGUGGAGCGCGUACCGAGGCUACCUCCAGCCCGCCCUGGGUCGCCCCAACCUGAAAGUCCUCACCUACGCCACCGCCACCAGGGUCGUGCUGGAAGGGCCGGAGCGGAGGGCUGCGGGGGUGGAGUACCGGGACGCCGCGGGCAAAGUCCGUUUCGCGAGAGCCAACAGGGAGGUCAUCUUGACGGCCGGAGCCAUCGGCACACCUCACCUGCUGAUGUUGUCCGGCAUCGGGCCGGCAGACGAACUGAAAGCUGCCAACAUCCCGGUCCUCGUGGACCUGCCGGUCGGCGAGGGGCUCCAGGACCACCCCCGCGUGCCCGGCCUCGAGUUCGAGUGCGCCCCUCCGCUCUGCGAGGUGGACUGGAAGCUGCGGCGCAGGGACCUCUUGCAGUACGCUGCGCUGCGGCAGGGACCGCUCUCCGAGACCAGCUUGGUGCAGAUCGGGGCCUUCCUCCGGACGGGGCUGGACCCGCCGCCACCGGAAGGCACAGGGAAGCCCGCCAAACAGCCCGACGUGCAGGUCGUCUUCAUGGGCGUCGACGAGGAUAGCAACGGGACACGCUGCUUGGCAAACGACCCGUGGCGCUUCAACCGCGUCGUCUACAUGCCCGUCCUGCUACACCCCCGCAGCAGGGGCAGCGUGCGCCUCAACGCCACCAACCCCAGCGGCCCCCCUGUGGUGCGGCUGGGCUACUUCACGGACGAGGGCGACCGGGACAUAGCCGUACUCGUGGACUCGUUCAAACUGGGACUGCGCAUGGAGGCUCCGCUACAGAAGCUGGGUCUUCGACUGGACCGUUCGACCAAAUAUGCGCCCAAGUGCAGAGCACUCGAGUUCGGCUCGGACGAGCACCUGCGCUGCAUCGCGCGCUCCACCACGGCCACCAUCUGGCACUGGGUGAGCACGUGCCGCAUGGGCCGCGACGACGACGACGAGGCCGUCGUGGACGCCAGGCUGCGCGUCAAGGGCGUGCGCGGACUGCGGCUGGCCGACGCGUCCGUGUUCCCGACCCUCACCAGCGGCAACACCAACGCGCCCACCAUCAUGGUGGCGGAGCGCGCCGCCGACCUGCUCCGGGAGGCACACGGACUGGCCUGAACCGCCAGGCAGCAAUGGCGGAUCCCGCAUGCCUCGCGGUGGGGGCGAAGUGGCACUUUUAGCCUACUUACAGUGGCCAAGCGUCGCUUUUUUCCUACCUUGAAGGCAACUUUCAAGGGGUCCGGGGGUCAAGCGUCCUUAUGCCCGUCCUUCUUUCCCCCUUCCUCUGAAUCCGCGCUUGCAGCGGCGGGGCCCUCAAUUUGUAUUGUAGACGUAAUAAAAAUGCAAUAAAAAGUUAUCGCAGGAAAAA